UUGGAUAAAUAUGUAUCAUCUAUACAGUGGGUUCCUGAGGCCCUCCGGGAGGGAAAGAAAGUACGUAUGUCGCGAAAUGAGAUUCUACAAAAGACUGGUGAAUUGCUAUCACUAAGAUACCAAAUUAAUCUAGCUUCUGAUCUUCUAAUUAUACCGGAUUUCUUUUGGGAUCGAGAUAAUUUGGAACAAUUAUACAUUAAUCUUUGCACAUAUCUUGAUAUGAAUGGUAGAACUAAGGUAAUGAAUGAAAAACUAAAUCACUGUACUGAGUUGGCGGAAUUACUAAGGACACAUCUUAGCGAGAAACAUUCUCUCAGAUUAGAAUGGGGCAUUAUCGGUUUAAUUGCAAUUGAGGUACCAAAAGAUUGCAAUAGAUUAUAG
Trichoplax adhaerens is the source of this 381-nucleotide messenger RNA. RefSeq lists its product as uncharacterized. NCBI's taxonomy places the organism in Eukaryota, Metazoa, Placozoa, Uniplacotomia, Trichoplacea, Trichoplacidae. Gene Ontology annotation, biological process: positive regulation of mitochondrial translation. The annotation marks the transcript as partial. The transcript has 4 exons. The record is from RefSeq and is a predicted model, not a curated record.